GGCUGGGCUCGGGGAGACCCUGCUGAGAGAGGAGCGGGAGUGAGACCUGGGCCGCCUGGCCAGCCGGAGCCCGGGCACCAUGAACGACGUGGCCAUCGUGAAGGAGGGCUGGCUGCACAAACGAGGGGAGUACAUCAAAACCUGGCGGCCCCGGUACUUCCUCCUCAAGAACGACGGCACCUUCAUCGGCUACAAGGAGCGGCCGCAGGACGUGGAGCAGCGCGAGUCCCCGCUCAACAACUUCUCGGUGGCGCAAUGCCAGCUGAUGAAGACGGAGCGGCCCAGGCCCAACACCUUCAUCAUCCGCUGCCUGCAGUGGACCACGGUCAUCGAGCGCACCUUCCAUGUGGAGACACCCGAGGAGCGGGAGGAGUGGACGACCGCCAUCCAGACAGUGGCCGAUGGGCUCAAGAGGCAGGAAGAGGAGAUGAUGGACUUCCGGUCGGGCUCGCCCAGCGACAACUCUGGGGCUGAGGAGAUGGAGGUGUCCCUGGCCAAGCCCAAACACCGCGUGACCAUGAAUGAGUUUGAGUACCUGAAACUGCUGGGCAAAGGCACCUUUGGGAAGGUGAUCCUGGUGAAGGAGAAGGCCACGGGCCGCUACUACGCCAUGAAGAUCCUCAAGAAGGAGGUCAUCGUGGCCAAGGUGGGGCACCGGGCCGGGGCGGGGGGCUGGCCGGGGCUGGGGCGGGCGGCUCACGGGCCUGUCUUCCAGGACGAGGUGGCCCACACGCUCACAGAGAACCGCGUCCUCCAGAACUCCCGGCACCCCUUCCUGACGGCCCUCAAGUACUCCUUCCAGACCCACGACCGCCUCUGCUUCGUCAUGGAGUAUGCCAACGGGGGCGAGCUCUUCUUCCACCUGUCCCGGGAGCGGGUGUUCCCCGAGGACCGGGCCCGCUUCUAUGGCGCCGAGAUCGUGUCGGCCCUGGACUACUUGCACUCGGAGAAGAACGUGGUCUACCGUGACCUCAAGCUGGAGAACCUCAUGCUGGACAAGGAUGGGCACAUCAAGAUCACCGACUUCGGGCUGUGCAAGGAGGGCAUCAAGGACGGCGCCACCAUGAAGACCUUCUGCGGGACGCCCGAGUACCUGGCCCCCGAGGUGCUGGAGGACAAUGACUAUGGCCGGGCGGUGGACUGGUGGGGGCUGGGCGUGGUCAUGUACGAGAUGGUGUGCGGCCGCCUGCCCUUCUACAACCAGGACCACGAGAAGCUCUUCGAGCUCAUUCUCAUGGAGGAGAUACGCUUCCCACGCACGCUCAGCCCAGAGGCCAAAUCUCUGCUCUCGGGGCUGCUCAAGAAGGACCCCAAGCAAAGGCUUGGCGGGGGCUCCGAGGACGCCAAGGAGAUCAUGCAGCACCGCUUCUUCGCCAGCAUCGUGUGGCAGGACGUGUACGAGAAGAAGCUCAGCCCACCCUUCAAGCCCCAGGUCACUUCAGAGACAGACACCAGGUAUUUUGAUGAGGAGUUCACGGCCCAGAUGAUCACCAUCACGCCCCCCGACCAAGAUGACACCAUGGAGGGCGUGGACAGCGAGCGGAGGCCCCACUUCCCCCAGUUCUCCUACUCGGCCAGCGGCACGGCCUGAGGAGGGCCAGCCGGGCCACGCUGGCGGACACCGCCUGGGCAGCCAUGCGCUCCGGACACGGCUUCCACGGAUCGCGAGGACGCCUCGCACAGAUGAUCUCUAUUUAAUGUUUUUUAUUUCUGGAUGCAUUUGGGAGGAACCACGCGCUCCUCUGUGCACGGAUGGGAAACGUCUCGUGCUGCGGGCAGGGCUGCCUGCCUUGGAGGCGGCGUCCUCCCGGCCAGCCGGGUCGGGAGAAAAACUGUCCUGCGGUGUUUCUUAAUUUAUUUCAUCUGGUUCUCCAGACGUGGCCUCGGCCUUCAGAACAAUUAGAUCCACGUAGGAAAACAGUGAGGACUUCCGCAGCCAUGUGCAAUCAGGGCUCCACGUGCCCUGCCCAUGGCCCCUCAGGCCCUCUCGCCGGCUGUUCUGGCUGCCACUAGUUUCGGCCCCACCUGGGGACGCUAGAAGCAACCUGGUUGUGGCAUGCCGGCCUGGCGUCCUCUCCCUCGGGGUGGGGCCCAUGGCAGCCCCUGGCGCUAAGGCCCGAGGAGGAGUGGCCCUGAGAUGGGGCCUGGGCCCAGGCUGGGCCAGGUUCGCCCCAGGAGACGGGAACAAGGCUGAAAUCUGUUGCUGUGUAUUACGCUGUUCACGUGCAUUCUGGGG
Messenger RNA from Ceratotherium simum simum (southern white rhinoceros), 2236 nucleotides. The record is from RefSeq and is a predicted model, not a curated record. NCBI's taxonomy places the organism in Eukaryota, Metazoa, Chordata, Mammalia, Perissodactyla, Rhinocerotidae.